Spirometra erinaceieuropaei is the source of this 7365-nucleotide messenger RNA. NCBI's taxonomy places the organism in Eukaryota, Metazoa, Platyhelminthes, Cestoda, Diphyllobothriidea, Diphyllobothriidae. The record is from the annotation of a GenBank genome assembly.
AUGAGGAACGUCUCUGAGGCCACUGAGCGUAUGCUAAGACCACUUAACGUGGGCGUUGGACACCGACCGGAAGCCACCAUUCGCCGAUUAGUCAUGCAGCCAAAGGGCAGGCUGCCCCCUGAGGACAUGUCAGGUGUCAUUUACCGCGUCAACUGCCUAGACUGUCCGGCCAACUACUGCGGCAUGACAAAAAAACGACUUAAAACGCGCAUCAAUGAGCACAUUUUAGCCGUCAAGCGGAAAGAUGCACGCUCACACAUCGCCAUGCACAGUCUGGAAAAUGACCAUUGCUUUGACUUUGACGGCGCCCAAGUGCUCGGCAGAGCGGAAAACAGACUGGCGCGAAAAAUAAUCGAGGCCUGGAAAACAGACGCCGACGACAUCAACCGCAGCGUCGACCUACCGGCACCCUACGAGGCCGCUAAACACCACUUACGCACCAGGUGAGGCCCAACGAGGAUAGUAAUUGAUGGCCCUAUUAGGGGCGAGCGAAAGGGACUUAUUUAAACCGUGCAGUUUCUCAUAUUUCCUAUCUCAGAUGAUGCGCUCGUGUAUGAAUGUGAAAGGUCAGAUGAAUAAAUCAUCAUCCACAGUAGUUGAUUGUCUUCGACUCAAAUGUUCAUUGGAAUUUCGGUUCUGACCCUAAAAAGUCAUGUCCCGGAGAUUUAACUCCAAGUUCUGCACUGAUUAAUUUCUGAAAUUAUUCACCUGAUUAUUCUCUGGAGUUCAUAUACCGGAAACCGCUAGAGAACGCUGGGGGUCCCACUGAAGAGCCGAACCCCUCGCAGCUGUAUCACGCAGCGGCAGAAUAUCGGCGAAACACGUGUCUGGGCUUUUAGCAAGUAUCUAGGUCGGGAGUACGGUAUAAUACCAAUAUAUAUAUAUAUAUAUAUAUAUAUUAAUCAGGAAUGGACGCACACCGAUCUAUUGGCUUCACGAAGCAAACAAGCUCCGUAUGCGUGGCAAGGGUCACGAACGGCAACAUGAAUACCCAAGCGGUUGAACUGCCGGGCGAUUAUUUCAGAAGUUCCACGCAUGUAUGGCAAGGAGUAGAACUUUCGUGUCACGAUCUCUCCGUUGGGGUUGGGGUCUUGCGACUGUGUCUGGUGCCUGAGGCAGUUCUUUACAAAACUGAGUGGAUAUCCGUUAGAGGGGAAUAACCGAUACAGGUGAGCAAGCUCUUUGUUCAGGAGAUCGUUGCUGUUACAAUAACGGUAGGUCCGGUGGGACAGGGUUCGGAGGCAGAUUCUUUUGUGAGCUGCAGGGUGGUUGCUUCCAUAGUUGAGGAUAAUCUCAGAAUUAGAGUCUUUCCUGUGGACGCUUGUUGCCAGGCUACCAUCGCUCAACUUCUGUAUCCUCACGUCCAGAAACGGCAAGCUGUCUCCAGUUGCCUCUUCGCGGGUAAACUGUAUGGCUGGGAAGACGUCAUUCAGUCUCUGGUGAAGCCGUUCGACUUCGCACUUCUUUAUUAUGACACAGCUGUCAUCAACGUAACGAAGCCAUAGUUUAGGCUUGAUAGUUUGGAAAACUAUCUCUUCUACUCGCUGCAAAACUAGCUCGGCGAGCAGUCCUGAUAUAGGUGAGCCCAUCGGCGUUCCCUUUACCUGUUGCUAGUACUUAUUAUCGAAUUGACAAUAGUUCCCAAGGCAAAGAUUUAGCAGUUCAAUAACAUGCUGCGUUGGGAUCUCAAUAGGAUUGUUCUGUAGGCGUUGGGUUAAGCAGUCAAUCGCCAAAUCGUGUUGUAUGGAAGAAAACAAGGCAACUACGUCAAAGGACAGGAAGCGUUCAUCGGUACUUACUUUGAGGCCUUUUACCUUGCGGAGGAACGCUCGAGAGUUGUUAAUGCUGUAGUCCGAUCCAUGAGUGAGCCGAUUCAGACGACCGUAUAACCAAUUAGCCAUAUUGUAAGUGGGUGAUCCGAUGAGUGGCACUAUAAUCCUCAGAGGGACAUCCACUUUGUGCACUUUUGGGAGGCCAUACGCGUGUGCGAUGUGGGGAUCACUGAGGGUCAUCAACUUGAAAUAAUCUAGACUAAUAACUUUCAAACGAACGAGCUCAUUAACCUUCUUUCUGAUGGCUGCGGCUUGCUUUUUAGUCGGAUCUUCAACAAGAAGGGUAUAGGCCUCCAUGUCACUGAAGAUUUCAUUCGCCUUGUUAACGUAUUCAAUUGUGUCCAUGAUGACAGUAGCGCCACCCUUGUCAGCGGGAACAACGACAAUGCUGUGAUCCGACUUCAAUGAUCGUAAUGCCUGCGCUUCUUCGGCUGGUAGAUUUUGUUGGUAUCUUUUUUGCCGGAGAAUACCGGUGGCGCAGCUUCGUAUGUUCGCACGCAUGUCUUCCGGAAUGUUGGAGGCCAGUAGAAUGGACUCAAGCCCAGCUAGGAAGUCGGUAGGUGCGGCAUCCACAUGAUUAAAUCCUAUUCCCUUUUAUAGGAGGGUGAUUACUGCAGGUGAGGUUGACAAGUCUCGUGGUCAAAUUUCCUUGGUUCGUAAGACAGAGAAGUGAUUGCAGUUUCUCCUGGAGAUCAAGUCUCUUCUUCAAUCUGGCAUCCUUGGUUGUCCUGUCUCAUCUAUGUCUACUACUAGUCGCUUUGAGACUGCCUGCGAGGGUUCUAGUAUGAGUCCCAAGGCACAACGGAACGAGCAUGUUCGGUAACCUGAUCGGCGAGCGCCCACUGUCAUAAUUACUAUUCCCAAUCCCAACCGACAGGACAGCGGGCCCGUGGCUCAAUGGUAGAGCGUCAAACUCCAUGACCAAAGAUCCCGGGUUCGAAUCUCAAGUGGUCCACACUUGGGGUUGGGUAUGACUGGCUGAUGGCGGCUAAUAAGCCAGAAAUGGCCAUUCCGGUCCUCCUUGUCUUUGUCGGUUCCCUCUCAUAUAUAUAUAUAUGUUGUAGAGUAGAAGUGGUAGGCAUUCCGAGACGAUAUAAUGAAAAAGGAAGAGGUUCUUCGGAAAAAAUCGAGUUUUACUCGUGAAUUUUCGAAUUGGUAACACCAACCCGUCGUCAGACGAAAUGAAGAGAAAAGUGGGAGUGAGACAGUCGCGCUAGACUAAUAGACGAGACAGGACAAACUUUGGCGGACGAACUAUUAGCGUGUGAGGAGGGAUGCGGGUAGGGAGUCAUGCUGGGUCCUGAGCCGGGAGGGUAGGAAGGGGGAGGGGGAACCGUUACGGCUGCCGUGUUGGAGGGGAGGGAGAAUGGUAGGUUGGCAGAACUGCGGGCGCCUGGAUUAGCGGCUGCUGAUGCGGCGUGGGGCUCGGCUUAGUGAGGCGUGAUCUUAGGCCCUCAUAAUGGACGUCUAGGUCAACAUGGCGGUUGAUGCUAUCCGCGUUAGAGUGCCAUGCCUCUAGGAAUUCUCUCGCCCGUUUUGUGUUGGCCGUGGCGAUGACCUCGGUGUUAUCCCAAUUAAAACGGUGGUCGCACUGGAGUGCGUGCGCAAAGACGAGGGACAGUGGAUCACGGCGACGGACAGCUAGUUUGUGUUCAUUAAUACGAGUUCCCAGGCGUCGUCCUGUAUGACCAACAUAUACGCAGGGACAAUUGCCACACGGGAUGCGAUAAAUGACGUUAGUCUGUUCCUCUUUGGGGAUAGAAUCCUUUACUCGAGUUAAGAUUGUGCGCAGCGAGGAUGCAGGUUUGUGGGAAACGCGAAUACCGAACUGACUUAACUGACGGGCGAUCAUUUCUGAGGUCCCCUGCAUAUAGGGCAGGGAGAAGAAUUUCCGCGUCACGGUUUCUCCAUCUGAGGAGGGGUCUCGAGGUUGUGCCUGACGUCUGAGGCAGUUCUUCACGAAACUGACUGGGUAUCCGUUAGAUCGAAAUAGCCGAUAUAGAAAGCCUAGUUCUUUCUUCAGCAGAUCUUCAUUGCUGCAAUACCGGUAGGCCCGGUGGAAGAGGGUUUGGACGCAGCUUCUUUUGUGAGCCGCAGGGUGAUUGCUUCCAUAAUUGAGGAUGAUCUCAGAAUCAGACCCUUUUCUAUGGACGCUGGUUGCGAGGUUACCGUCAUCCAGCCUUUGUAUUUUCACGUCCAGAAACGACAGAGUGUCUCCUACUGCCUCUUCGCGGGUAAAUUGUAUGGCCGGAAAGACUUCAUUCAGCCUCUGAUGUAGCCCUAUAUGCAGGGGACCUCAGAAAUGAUCGCCCGUCAGUUAAGUCAGUUCGGUAUUCGCGUUUCCCACAAACCUGCAUCCUCGCUGCGCACAAUCUUAACUCGAGUAAAGGAUUCUAUCCCCAAAGAGGAACAGACUAACGUCAUUUAUCGCAUCCCGUGUGGCAAUUGUCCCUGCGUAUAUGUUGGUCAUACAGGACGACGCCUGGGAACUCGUAUUAAUGAACACAAACUAGCUGUCCGUCGCCGUGAUCCACUGUCCCUCGUCUUUGCGCACGCACUCCAGUGCGACCACCGUUUUAAUUGGGAUAACACCGAGGUCAUCGCCACGGCCAACACAAAACGGGCGAGAGAAUUCCUAGAGGCAUGGCACUCUAACGCGGAUAGCAUCAACCGCCAUGUUGACCUAGACGUCCAUUAUGAGGGCCUAAGAUCACGCCUCACUAAGCCGAGCCCCACGCCGCAUCAGCAGCCGCUAAUCCAGGCGCCCGCAGUUCUGCCAACCUACCAUUCUCCCUCCCCUCCAACACGGCAGCCGUAACGGUUCCCCCUCCCCCUUCCUACCCUCCCGGCUCAGGACCCAGCAUGACUCCCUACCCGCAUCCCUCCUCACACGCUAAUAGUUCGUCCGCCAAAGUUUGUCCUGUCUCGUCUAUUAGUCUAGCGCGACUGUCUCACUCCCACUUUUCUCUUCAUUUCGUCUGACGACGGGUUGGUGUUACCAAUUCGAAAAUUCACGAGUAAAACUCGAUUUUUUCCGAAGAACCUCUUCCUUUUUCAUAUAUAUAUAUAUAUAUAUAUAUAUAUAUAUAUAUAUAUUCUAGUGAAUAAUUUCAGAAAUUACUCAGAGCAGGACUUGGAGUUAAAUCUCCGAGGCAUGACUUUUUAGGGUCAUAACCGAACUUUCAAUGAACAUUCGAGUCGCAGACAAUCAGCUACUGUGGAAUAACCACGUAAUGCCCAUUCUACAAACAGGUAGUACUACGAGUAGUAUGAAUUCCAUAUGCUAAAUGUAUUAUACCGUACUCCCGACCUAGAUACUUGCUAAAAGCCCAGACACGUGUUUCGCCGAUAUUCUGCCGCUGCGUGACACAGCUGCGAGGGGUUCGGCUAUUCAGCGGGACCCCCAGCGUUCUCUAGCGGUUUCUGGUGUAUCUGAGUGAAUCAUACGGAUGCCGCACCUACCGACUUCCUAGCUGGGCUUGAGUCCAUUCUACUGGCCUCCAACAUUCCGGAAGACAUGCGUGCGAACAUACGAAGCUGCGCCACCGGUAUUCUCCGGCAAAAAAGAUACCAACAAAAUCUACCAGCCGAAGAAGCGCAGGCAUUACGAUCAUUGAAGUCGGAUCACAGCAUUGUCGUUGUUCCCGCUGACAAGGGUGGCGCUACUGUCAUCAUGGACACAAUUGAAUACGUUAACAAGGCGAAUGAAAUCUUCAGUGACAUGGAGGCCUAUACCCUUCUUGUUGAAGAUCCGACUAAAAAGCAAGCCGCAGCCAUCAGAAAGAAGGUUAAUGAGCUCGUUCGUUUGAAAGUUAUUAGUCUAGAUUAUUUCAAGUUGAUGACCCUCAGUGAUCCCCACAUCGCACACGCGUAUGGCCUCCCAAAAGUGCACAAAGUGGAUGUCCCUCUGAGGAUUAUAGUGCCACUCAUCGGAUCACCCACUUACAGAAUGGUAUUACCGACAAAGACAAGAGAGACUGGAAUGGCCACUUCCGGCUCACCAGCCGUCGUCAGUCAGUCAUACCCAAUCCCGAAGUGUGGAGCACCUGGGGUACAUAGCGUCCAGAUCGAUGCGCCGGUUGAUGCAUGAAUUAUCAGAAUGAAUGGCCUCCAGAAAUUCUCGGCCUUGCUUAUAUGGACAGAGAACGACAAUGCACGUUUUAUCCCAAGAAAAUUUGUGCCCACUUUCUAGACUAUGCAUGGCGACGUGGGAUAAGUGGUGCCGCCUCUUUACUGCUAACUGGUAUUCAUGUAGACCUGUUGCAGCAGAUUUUCCCGUUUGAAAACAGUAUACUGCAUUACAGGUACCACAUGGAAUCUUAUAGAUGACUUCUUUUUUAUCCAAAUAGCCAACCCUAUCCUUAGGGUGUAGAAGCUGAGUGCGUAGUCGCUGACUGGUCGAUCGAUCGAUCAGUUUCUGCGCGUCUCAGACCAACGCUGGUUGAAUGCUCCAGCCAGCGUUUCCUACCGGCCGCUCGCGCGCCCUAACUGCUGACCAGCAAAUUAUGCCGUUCUCAGUUUUGACUUAAGAAUACAAGAUUAAAAUGACUGGCAAGAAUUCAAGCACAGACAGGAAUUUCAUUUUUACCUGAAAAUAAAGGCACACCGGAUAAUUUGCCACAUUCGAGGGUAGGUGCAGCAGUUGACGGAUGAGACGAAUUUUAACCACGCAGAUUUCCCCGUCGCACUCUUGGUUUGAGAUGCCGGGGUCUGUCAGACGAAAGGAUGAGUGAAGUCCUAACGGUGACUUCCAGCUGUCCUUUAUUUGUCGCCAUCUGACGUAAAAUUGAAAAUCAGUCUCACCCAAACCGACGCUAAUAUUUUGGCACCUGGAAAGAGGAGACCGGAGAGUAGAAACGGUGACAGUCCCGCGAUGAAGUCUUGUAGCAGACACUUUAAAAGGACGUCUGUGCGUCUGUAAAACGCGUUUAGUGAAGACCUAUAACUUACGUCUGCGGGAUUUUCCUUGCCGGUCGUGGACAGUCCGCGUAAUCAACGACAGUACACACUUGAGCAAAAAGAUGUCCUUCGGGGAGGGUGAAUUUUAAGUUCCUUUUCGAAGUGAAAAUCAGACCUGCUGGUAGGAAGAGGGAAGAAGUGAAAAUGUUAUAAACGCGUUGACGAGUUAGAGCCGUUGGUUGUUAUCAAGGAGCCAAUGCUCUGAAGGCGUCGAAUAUCAUGAAGAGCUAACUUUAACGCUUAACUAUACAUUCAGAUAGUGGGACUUGCUUGACUGGCAUUUCGGUGCUUUGAGGAAAUGAACAAACUCUUAAGUUAUUUUAUACACGGUCGUCUACUGUGAUUCACACGGGAAAGCUAACUGCUUGCGGAAUGUACCAUUAUUUCUAUAGGUGAAGAAGAAUAUGAAGGUGAUGAAGGUGAUGAUGAUGAUGAUGAUGAUGAUGAUGAUGGUGGUGGUGGUGGUGGUGGUGGUGGUGGUGGUGGUGGUGGUGGUGGUGGUGGUGGUGGUGGCGAUGGCGGCGGCCAUCCCAGCCCCACUUGUCCUUGUCGACACCCCUACCUGCGUGUUUGA